Molecule: messenger RNA, 1500 nt
Organism: Acanthoscelides obtectus
Lineage: Eukaryota; Metazoa; Arthropoda; Insecta; Coleoptera; Chrysomelidae
Source: the annotation of a GenBank genome assembly
GUCGGCAAGAAAAUGUUCAUGGUGGGAUCUUAGACCAAAAGAAAGAAAAAAGGACUCUGUAUACAAACGAAACGAUGAAUGACAUUUGCAACUGGCGACGUGCAAGCGGCAUGUCAUCCCAUGUGGUGGAAGGCGGUCACCAACUCCAAACAGUGGCAUCCGGUGGUGCCAUCGCAAUCUCGGGACUCGUGACAGGAGCCACGGAUCUGCUGGUACCCGGAAGAGUUACAGCAGCUGCACCAAUCCAGCAAGGAGCGGUCAGUGCUCCAAUAGAAGCGAGAAGUUUGCUGGGGAAGCCAGAUGUCCAGCAGAUCUCCGUGGAGGUAUCUCCAGAUGGCCAGCUGGGUCUGGACAGCCCUUCUUCGGCAGCUUGGAACAGCAACGUCCACUGGGUCCGCGCGCUGCGUCUUUCUGAAGACUGUCACUCCUUCAACGUGCAGCUGAAGCUGCAGAUGCACCCAAGACCGAAGCUGAUGGUACAAGCUGUACGACCAAUUGAAGCUGGACAAGAGCUGCAGAUGUGGUUUGCUGAGGAAGUGUUGGCUAUUCUGCAGGUUGCUUUCCUUACACCGUCGAAUAUACAAGGUCAAAAGAAGUACGUCUGCAUACGAUGUGCUGCUUUAUACGAGUCACCAAACCCAUUAAAAUUGCACAUGACACUCUCAUGUGGUAAACAGAAUAUUAGCUUUCUAUGGGAGCGUCUAGCCAGUCUCAUUGCGAAUGAAAACUUGCACAAAGCUAACGGAAAUGCAUCUUUCAACUUCAAGCUUUUACCAGAACCUGCAAUGAGGCAAAGAAAUGCAAUUGAUCUCACACUGACAAGAUCUCCGAAAGUAAUAGAGAAAGGAAACCUUUACCGGCCUUAUAGUGAACCUUCUGCCUUCAGGCCAUUCAAAAAAGAUGCAAUGCCUCUAACGGUAUCGACUCCAACAAUUCUACCAAUGAACUUUGAGCAAGAAGUACAAAUCCAUCCCGGAGCUGCUUACCACGAUGAGGCCCAAAUUGAAAGCCUUGUUAGCAGCUUAGGAAAAUCAAGACAAGGCCACAUUUGUCUCUAUUGCGGCAAAUGUUAUUCAAGAAAGUACGGUUUGAAGAUACACAUCAGGACACACACCGGUUAUAAGCCUCUGAAGUGCAAAUUCUGUGACAGGCCUUUUGGAGAUCCUAGCAAUUUGAAUAAACACGUUAGGCUACAUGCUGAAGGAAAUACACCAUACAAAUGUGACCUGUGUGGUAAAAUUCUAGUAAGAAGAAGGGAUCUAGAGAGACACUUGAAGUCUAGACAUAUGAUAGAAAUGAACCCAGAUAUUAAUUUGAUAGAAGAUUCCAAAGAAGAGAUCAAGUCCGUAAGUGAUAACGAAAGUAAAAGUUCAGACUGAUAGUUCGAAGUUGUAUAUAUUAGAAUGUAUUUUGUAUUUGAAGUUGUAUAUUUUUACGCUGGUUCAGAGUAACGUUUAUAUAUUUUUGAUACGAGAUAUUAUAUGGAUUCUUAAUAAAAAG